Thalassophryne amazonica is the source of this 3007-nucleotide messenger RNA. RefSeq names its product WD repeat domain 27 (gene wdr27). The coding region runs from base 51 to 2462 and encodes 803 amino acids. Gene Ontology annotation, molecular function: protein binding. The record is from RefSeq and is a predicted model, not a curated record. Lineage: Eukaryota; Metazoa; Chordata; Actinopteri; Batrachoidiformes; Batrachoididae. The transcript has 24 exons.
UUUGGAAUGAUAAAAAUUACCCCCGAAGACCUGUUUGUUGAGAAAUCAGGAUGAUUGAGAAGUUGAGUUUGACUUCCGACAGGCUCCUUUCACACCAACAACUCCCUUGUUGUAACUCUUACUGUGGAAUUCCAAUGUGUGGCAAGAAAAUGCUGAUUUACAAACAUGUGGACACAAAUCAGAAGCCGCUCUUGUUAACCGGCCACCACAACGAUAUUACUGCCAUGACAUUUGGAAAAGGAAGUAGUCCAGUCCUUCUGUGCUCUGCCUCUGCUGAUUACAUAAUUGUCUGGGACAUCGAACUGUGCCAGAAGAGAAGCAUGGAGGGUGAAGUUGCAGCUGGAACAAUUAUUGGGACUUUACUGGGUGACAUAGCCUAUCUUUCAUUCUGUUUCUCUGAUGAAAGAGUGGCUGCAUGUUCUGGAAGGACUGUGCACAUACUCAGCUCAAAGAGACAAGAAGUGAUCGCUACACUGUCCAGCCAUAUGGGACUUGUGACAUCUGGUGAGUUUUGUCCAUGGAAUAAGGAUAUUUUUGUCACAACAUCAGAGGACCGAACAUUUAAGGUGUGGAACUUGAACACACAUUCAGUUUGCUACCAGUCUUUUGUGUUGUCAGCGUGUCCUCUGCUCACUGUUCUGUUGUUAGAGGAGACUCGACACAUCAUCACUGGCUCAGCUGAUGGACAGGCUUGGUGCUUUUCUCUCUCUGAUGACCACAAGUGUCACCUGGUAACCAGUGUUGACCUUCACAACAUAGAAAAAAGACAUCAACGGCACCUACAGACGGUGGAACAUCAACCAGGAGGUGCAGAAGUUAAAGUAGAAGAUUCAAAGCCUGUACUCAAAAUGGCCUUCUAUGGAUCAGUUACUGACACCAAUAAGGACUGCAGCUGGUUAUGCAUUGGAAGCUCUGAUGGACUGUAUGUGGUUGAUCUCGCUACUUCAGAGCUCCUAACGGCUCUGUAUUUCAAAGAUCACCCAAACCUGAGCAUCAAAGUGGCUGGCUCCUGGUCCAUUUCUCCACGGCAGGAUGACUCUAUGGUGGUGUCUCUGGUUAGUGCUUUAUUUGCUCCAAAUGUUGCUCUGAUGGAGUUUAGUCUGACUGACUUUGGAAGGAUCUUGGCUGGAGGGGAAGGACUUUCAGUUUUUGCAAGCUCACCUCCUCUCUUGGAAUCUCCUCUCACUGCUGAGUUGAAAAAAACAGCGCCUCACCACCCUAAAAAGAAAGGCGAUAUGAAGGAACAUCCUCUGGUCUUCCACACAAAAGUGAAAUCAUCUGGAUACACUGCUUCCCCAAGAAGGAUGAUGUUUUCUCCGAAAACAAAUGUUCAGAAGAACCCAGCUUCGGCAUCAUCUACAAAGAGCACAGGUUUGCUGAUCAGAGAUUAUCCAGCAGAAAGUGCGGCACCAAGUAUACCACAGGUGCAUCUUACCAUUGCGAAUAAACCAAUUUACUGCCUUCAGUAUUCAGGUGAUGGGAAAGAAAUCCUGUGUGGUCUUGGAGACAGUUCUCUGUUAUUAUACAAAUCCUCGCUUACUGGGAAGCCAAAUGUCUGCACAGGUCAUGACAAACUGGUGAGCAGUGUGAGCUGGAGCCUCAGUAGGCAGUGGUGGUUAAGUGCAUCAGAGGAUCAGACGGUCCGAAUUUGGACCCACGACAGUCCAGAGCCUGCUAUCAUCAUGAGGGAAGAUCUGUUCUCCAAACCCAUCAGAAAUGCUCAGUUCUAUUACCUUGACAAGUUUGUGCUUCUGUCAUCUGGACCCAAUCUGUUCUUGUACCUGUAUGAUGUGGAUGUCACAUGUGACGACAUCAAAAGAUACGAAAAACGGAGUGUCAUCAAAUUGGCAAAACAGUUUAAGGUAACAUCAGCGACAGGCAUCACUGCCCUGAGUGCAGUCAACGAUUUCUGUUCUUACAUCGUUCUGGUGUGUGGUUCAGAUCGCUCUAUUCAAAUAUUUGACAUGAACAAAGCUGCAGUUGCUUCAGAGCUGCUGGAUGCCCACAGAAGACCCAUUCACUACAUCACACAGAACAAGGGCUCCAUGUUCAGCACACAGACGCCAGAGUCAUACAACCUGUUCCUCACCACUGCAGUCACAGAUGGAUUAAAGAUUUGGGACCUUCGUACAAUUAGGUGCGUCCGCCGUUACGAUAACCAUCUAAAUCGCUGCCAUCCUUGCACUGCAGCCAUCUCACCAUGUGGACGUUUCAUUGCCUCAGGCUCUGAGGAUAACUGUGCUUAUGUGUACGACAUCCGUAGCAGCAGCUAUCUCCACAAACUUCAAAAACACUCAGAUACAGUGCUGACUGUCACUUUUAACCCUGCCACACCACAGUUGCUGACCGGAACCCUGGAUGGAAAGCUGAGACUGUUUAAGUCCAGCAGUGGGGAAUGUCUGUCUCAUGAAACCAGUGCUCCUGUGUGCAGUGCCCUCGAUUUCAAUAUGUCCCGGCAAUGAAAAUGUUCUUUUUUGCUUGGUGUUAUAUGGUACUAAUUCCAUCUGUCACCCAGUCGGUAUUUUGACAGUCUUUGUUAAAGUUGUCUACACACCACCUGAUGAAUCUUGCUUCAACUGAGGCGUAAAUUCUUUCAUUAAUUUGAGCAAAUAGCUUCAGUUUGUGUAUUAAUCCACAUUGUUUAACUACACUGUUUUUUCAUUAUUGCUUCAUUUCUGUGUGGAUAUGACAUGCUAGAUGGUCACACAUCAAACUUUAUAAGUGUUUUUAGUGUGUGGAACAGACAUGGUAUUAGAUUGCUGGCUGGGACCGCAACAUAAUUGUCUGCAUCAGGGCUAUGACAUCAGCUUGGGUGCGACCUCUACAGCUGCCAGACAAUACAGAUGCUACUACUGUUCACAUUGACACACCCUUCUACAUUGUUUGAGCUCAACAAUUUCUUUUCCUCCAGCUCAGUCCCAACAAAAUGUCAGUUGUGUUGACUGUAUAAGAACAGGAUAAUUAAUGGAGGAGUCUUAUUACAAUAAAUCUGUUUCUGUGUUUGAGA